UUUACACUGAACAUACUCUUUAGAUUUUGUGUAUUUUCUGUAGCCGGCUAGACAAUUGUUUUUUUUGCAAGUCUUUCUAGAAAUAAUCGAAUUUGUGAAAUUCUUUUAAAAUGACUGCAUUUGAGGAAUUUGGAGUCUUGCCAGAAAUUGGCAAAGCCAUUGAUGAAAUGGAAUGGACGCUACCCACCGAUGUCCAGGCUGAGGCUAUACCCCUAAUUUUAGGUGGCGGUGAUGUGUUAAUGGCUGCCGAAACUGGCUCUGGCAAAACCGGUGCCUUUUGUUUGCCCAUUUUACAAACUGUAUGGGAAACCUUAAGGGAUUUGGAGGAUGGCAAAGCAUCGAAAGGCGGAGGUGCGGCUGGUAGUGUGGCAGCUUGGACCAUGUCUUUUUUUGAUCGUAGCGCAGCUUUGGCAGUAACUCCCGAUGGUCUGCGUUGCCAAUCGCGUGAAUUUAAAGAAUGGCAUGGUAGUCGCUGCACCACCGGUGUAAAGGGUAAGGGAAAGUUUUACUAUGAGGCCACCGUAACCGACGAAGGCUUAUGUAGAGUAGGCUGGGCCACUCAACAAGCCAAUCUAGACUUGGGUACUUGCCGCCAUGGCUUUGGGUUUGGUGGCACUGGUAAAAAAUCAAACAAUCGUCAGUUCGACGAUUAUGGCGAGGCAUUUGGAAAAAGUGAUGUCAUUGGUUGUUUUUUGGAUUUGGAAAGGAUGGAAGUUUCGUUUAGCAAAAAUGGACAAAAUUUGGGAGUGGCUUUUCGUAUCCCCGACAAUUUGCGCAAUGAAACCUUUUAUCCAGCCAUAGUUUUGAAAAAUGCAGAAAUGGCUUUCAAUUUUGGCCGAACUGAACUAAAAUAUCCACCCAAAAAUGGUUUUGUAGCAGUAUCUCAGGCCGGAGCAGAACAUGCAAAGACAAAUCCCUUAGCUAAUCCCUCAACGAAUGCGGCGGCCAAUAAACCGGCCCCCAAUGCGCCUCAGGCCAUAAUUAUAGAACCCAGCCGAGAAUUGGCUGAACAGACAUACAAUCAAAUAGAAAAGUUUAAAAUACAUUUGUCCAAUCCAAAUGUUCAAACUCUACUUUUGAUUGGAGGUGUAAAGUUGGAGCAACAGAAGAGUGUCUUGCAGCAAGGUGUCCAUAUUGUGGUGGGCACACCUGGUCGUUUAGAAGAAAUGAUUAGCAGUGGUUUUGUGCAAUUAACACAUUGCAAGUUUUUCGUUUUAGAUGAAGCUGACGCUCUUCUAAAGCAGGGCUAUACAGAUCUUAUCGAUCGUUUACACAAGCAAAUUCCCAAAAUGACUUCAGAUGGCCGCCGUCUACAGAUGGUGGUGUGUUCAGCAACACUUCAUGCUUUCGAGGUGAAAAAAAUGGCCGAUCGUUUAAUGCAUUUUCCCACAUGGGUCGAUCUUAAAGGUGAGGAUGCCGUCCCAGAAACGGUUCAUCAUGUUGUGUGCAUGAUCGAUCCCCAAAAAGACACACUCUGGCAUAAUUUACGCCAACAUAUACGCACCGAUGGUGUUCAUGCUCGCGAUAAUGUUUUUCCCAAUAAUUUGACACCUGAAACCUAUUCUGAAGCGGUCAAAUUACUAAAGGGUGAAUAUUGUGUUCGGGCUAUUGAGGAACAUAAAAUGGAUCGUUGUAUUAUAUUUUGUCGUACCAAAGUGGAUUGCGACAAUUUGGAGCAAUAUUUAAAGGCCAGAGGAGGUCAACGUUAUUCCUGCGUUUGUCUACAUGGUGAUCGGAAGCCACAAGAGCGUAAACAAAAUCUGGAACGUUUUAAGAAAUCAGAAGUGAAAUUUUUAAUAUGUACUGAUGUAGCCGCAAGAGGUUUAGAUAUAACCGGAUUACCCUAUAUGAUUAAUAUUACUUUGCCUGAUGAAAAAUCAAAUUAUGUCCAUCGUAUUGGUCGUGUGGGUCGUGCGGAACGCAUGGGUUUAGCCGUUAGUUUGGUGGCUACAGUUCCUGAAAAGGUUUGGUAUCACGGCGAAUGGUGUAAAACUCGUGGCCGCAAUUGCAACAAUACUAAUUUAACUGAUGUCAAAGGAUGUUGUAUUUGGUAUAACGAAAAGAAUCUUUUAGCUGAAAUUGAGGAUCAUUUAAAUAUCACAAUUCAGCAAGUGGAUAAAUCCUUGGCCGUACCCGUUAAUGAUUUUGAUGGCAAGGUUGUGUACGGUCAGAAAAAUCUAAAUACUGGCACUGGCUAUAAAGAUCAUGUCGAACAAUUGGUACCCGUUGUAAGAAAACUAACAGAUUUGGAAUUGCAAUCACAAUCUUUAUUUUUAAAACGCUUAAAAUUCUAAAAUGCACAAAACAAUUUAAAUGUCAACAAGUUAAAAAAGUACAUGUAGUUAGGUGGCAAACCAAUAAUCAAUCAUGAGCUUCAUACAAUUGGGUUCACCAGAAGAAUGUGGAAAUGUUCUAUUAAACAAAGCCAACACUGUUGCUAUUGUUGCAUUGAAAUAUGCAUUAUAAAUUAAAUUAAACAAAAAUUAUUACAAUACAAAUACAUACUUAUCAAUUCUAAAUAAAAAAAAUACAAAUAAACACACACACUAAAACUAAGAA
Messenger RNA from Calliphora vicina (urban bluebottle blowfly), 2559 nucleotides. It is a transcript of the gene Ddx1, whose product is annotated as ATP-dependent RNA helicase Ddx1. The record is from RefSeq and is a predicted model, not a curated record. The transcript is spliced from 7 exons. Bases 111 to 2294 code for a protein of 727 amino acids. Lineage: Eukaryota; Metazoa; Arthropoda; Insecta; Diptera; Calliphoridae. Gene Ontology annotation, molecular function: ATP binding; nucleic acid binding; RNA helicase activity.